This is a messenger RNA of Chara braunii, 1678 nucleotides long. The record is from the annotation of a GenBank genome assembly. Lineage: Eukaryota; Viridiplantae; Streptophyta; Charophyceae; Charales; Characeae.
GGUAGGUAGACGUGCGAAGGUGCGCCGAGGUGCGGGGGAUGGCGGACAUGCGUGGAGCCGCGCAGGCGGGUGGAGCCGUGGAGGUGGAAGGAACCACGGACGUGGGCGGAGCCGCGAAGGUUGUGCCCACGGGUGUUGAGGGAGAUGGUGUCCCCACGGGUGUUGAGGGAGAUGGUGGCGGCGAGGACAAGGAGGGAGAUGGUGACGGCGAGGACGAGGACGAGGACGAGGACGAGGAGGGGUCCGACCACGGAGACGACCAGGACGACGACGGUGGCGACGGCGACGACGGCGGCGACCGCAGCGACGGUGGCGACGACGAUGACGACGACGACCACGACGGCGACGACGACGACGACGACGGCGACGACGGCGGCGACGACGGCGACGACGGCGACCACGACGACGACCACGACAAUGAGGGUAGGCUGGCUUUGGUCUUGAGGGACCCGUUCUUCGCUCUGCGACAUGAGAGGGAGGGAGUCCGGGCGGUUGAUGGCGGGUCGGGCCGCCGCAGUGACGGCGGCAGAUCUGCCGGAUCGAUCCCUCCGCCACCCGCACGGAGCACGGAGGGCGGAGUCGACGCGACCACCGCCCGUGCGCCCGUUGCCGGUUCCCCGCCGCCUGUCCCAGGUGGUGUCGCCGGCGGAUGGGCAGCUCAUCGUCGGGUCUCGGACCGGAUGAGGGCGGAUUACGACGCCAGGAGGGGCGUCUUCGUAGGACGUUUGUCACCUCGGUUUCAGGUUGCGGCCAGCAGCGAGGGUGGCUCUGGGCGUCCGAGUGUUCACAUGGCAGGCCGCAUGCUCGGUUUGUCUCGAUCAGCGACGAGGAGAGUUUUGAUCCCACCGCCAAUUCCGUCCCGAGGGACAGCUGCGGACAUGCAGCAGGGUCAGCACGACACAUCUGGCGAGGAGGGGUUGCUAAUGCGGAGUGGGAGUAGACGACACAGCGCCGUCACGGAGGUUGAGGUUCGACUCGCAGCAGAGAUCGUCGCCGGCCAGGCUGCAUUGGACGCGAUUCAGAGGCAGCAACAGACGAUUGCUGCAGCGGGGGCCGAGGAUGAGGACGCGGACACAGAGUCCGAGCCGAUCGACAGUGCAGUCCGCAAACAUAGAGCGGUCGUGUCCGCGGCAGCCGCGGUAGCACAGGCGACAUACAUCAGCGAUGCGCAGGGCACAAGUGGUGGAGGGGGCUUGAGAGGAGCGCGUGGUCUACAUGAUGUUGUUUCAUAUUCAUGUUGAUGUUGUUGCUCGAGGUUGUAUCAUAGUUUUGUACAUGAUGUUGUUUUCAUAGGGUAGUUUCCACAGGGAUGGAUGGUACGAUCGCCUUAGUUUUUUUUGUGAGCUACCGUGUGUCACGGUUUAGUUGACGUUGACGGGUCCGGUUUUUGGCUUCAGACACGUACAUAUGCAUUUGGAGUGGAGUUUUUUUUUCCAUUGUCUUGUUCUUCUACACGCUCCUCUUCCACACUCGCUUUUGCAUGUUAGUCGUUGUUGUUCGGUGAGUGUUUUACUGUCUUAAAUGUCCCGCACAGAGCGGAAAUUGUUGUCGCAAUGUUGCAAAUUGUAUCUUUGUCUGAUGCCACACACAUGCAUGUUAUGGUUGCCCUCAUUGUGAAUGUGUUCUAAAUUUGGUAUGCCAAAUAUGGAUGAUAUGCUAAUCAAUGUGUUAUUUCACC